This is a messenger RNA of Thlaspi arvense, 975 nucleotides long. The record is from the annotation of a GenBank genome assembly. Lineage: Eukaryota; Viridiplantae; Streptophyta; Magnoliopsida; Brassicales; Brassicaceae.
AUGGCUACGAUCACUGAGAUUCCCACUGAUGUUGAUUCCACCGUUCAUGACAACGUCAUCGCCGGCGGAGCUGAAAAGAGCUUGACGGAUUCUAAACCGGUACCCGAAUCGGACCCCAAACCCGAAUCCGAAUCAAAACCCGAACCGGAGUUUGAUCAAAUGAAGAAGCUUGUGGCGAUGUUCAAGACACUGAAUCCUGACGCUAAGGAGUUUGUCCCUUCUUACAAGAAGAAUAAUCAGUCUCUGUCUUCUGACGACUUUGCGAUCGCUAAGAAGCAAUCUGGUGAAGAAUUUAACGGUGACAACAAAAAGGAUGGCAUUAAUCGGAGGAGAAGAAACAACUAUAACCAAGGGAGGAGGAUGAGGGUAACUGGAAGAGCUUCCAAGGCUCAGAGAGAAGAUAGUAUUAGAAGAACAGUCUAUGUCUCUGACCUUGAUCAGAGUGUGACUGAGGAAGUCCUGGCUGGGUUUUUCAGCAGCUAUGGGCAAGUUGUUGAUUGUCGAAUCUGUGGAGAUCCGAAUUCGGUUCUUCGCUUUGCGUUUGUUGAGUUUGCUGAUGAUCAAGGUGCACGUGCGGCUUUAGGUCUCGGUGGAAGAAUGAUUGGUUAUUACCCAGUUAGAGUCUUGCCUUCAAAAACUGCUAUCCUUCCAGUGAAUCCCACAUUUCUCCCCAGGUCAGAAGAUGAAAGGGAGAUGUGUACAAGAACCAUCUACUGCACAAACGUGGACAAGAAUGCCACUGAAGAUGAUGUCAAAACCUUCUUUCAAUCUGCCUGCGGCGAGGUUACUCGCAUAAGGCUUCUUGGUGACCAAGUGCACUCUACUCGCAUAGCUUUUGUUGAAUUUGCCAUGGCAGAGAGUGCAGUUGCAGCGCUCAACUGCAGUGGAAUAGUCUUAGGAUCUCAGCCGAUAAGGGUAAGCCCUUCAAAGACACCAGUGAGGUCACGCAUCACUCGAUCACCAUCCACAAACUAG